AUGUCGACGAUCCAAGAGAUUGCCAGUGUGGCCGACUUCGAGAAGCACAUCACUUCCACACCGCCCACCACCCUCCAUAUUAUCUCAUUCCACGCACCAUGGGCCGCCCCAUGCGCUCAGAUGGCGACUGUCCUCGCGACCCUUGCCUCCGAGUACCCCGUCACCAGCCCCCCGCAGACAUCUUGGGUUUCCAUAAACGCCGAAGAGCUUAGCGAGAUCAGUGAGACCUACAACGUCACUGCCGUUCCUUUCCUCGUACUCCUGCGCAACGGCCAGGUCCUCGAGACCGUCAGCGGCAGCAGCGCCAUCAAGGUGCGCAACGCGAUCGAGACACACGCCAAGAAGCCCGCCACCGGCACGACGAACGGAAACCAGGGCGUCGAGAACGGCCCUAGCGCUGCCGCGCCGGCGGAGGAGGCUGUUGACCCGGCCAAGGCUAAGGAGGAGCUUUUCAAACGUUUGGCGGACCUCGUCAAGGCCGCGCCGGUUAUGCUUUUCAUGAAGGGCACCCCGAGCUCGCCCCAGUGCGGUUUCUCGAGGCAGCUUGUCGCACUCCUGAGAGAGCAUUCCGUCAAGUACGGCUUCUUCAACAUCCUGGCGGACGAUGAGGUGCGGCAGGGCCUGAAAGAGUAUGCAGAGUGGCCUACUUACCCUCAGCUCUGGGUUGAUGGCGAGCUGGUCGGCGGUCUUGAUAUUGUCAAAGAAGAAAUCGCCAACAACCCUGACUUCCUGGCUCCUUACAGCGUCAAGUCCAACGCAGAGACUACCGCCACCUCGUAA
Molecule: messenger RNA, 780 nt
Organism: Colletotrichum graminicola M1.001
Lineage: Eukaryota; Fungi; Ascomycota; Sordariomycetes; Glomerellales; Glomerellaceae
Product: glutaredoxin
Exons: 2
Coding region: 1-780 (259 amino acids)
Molecular function (GO): 2 iron, 2 sulfur cluster binding
Source: RefSeq, a predicted model, not a curated record